UUCUCACCAGCAGGUAAUUGAUUCUGAGCUUCCUCCAGAGGAGAAACCAAGAGGUGUUAGAAAGAUGAAGAUUCUACUCUUACUUCUUGGAGUCGUUCUGGUUUGUGGCAGCCGCCUACCUCUACCGGACAGCCGCCUACCUCCUCCGGACAGCCGCCUACCUCUACCGGACGGCCGCCUACCUCUACCGGACAGCCGCCUACCUCUACCCGACGGCCGCCUACCUCUACCGGACGGCCGCCUACCUCUACCGGACGGCCGCCUACCUCUACCGGACGGCCGCCUACCUCUACCGGACGGUCGCCUACCUUUACCGGAAGGCCGCCUACCUUUACCGGACAGCCACCCACCUUUACAAGACAACCUUACACAGCUUUCAGGAGAAUGGAACACGCUUUUGGUCGCAGCCACCAACGUUGACAAGAUAAGCAACGGCCCAUUCCACGGUUAUAUAUGCAAAGUUGAUGUGGACGUAACAAAUGGCACAGUCGUCUUCAAUUUUUCUGUCAUGAUGAACGGACUGUGCACAGAAAAGUCUGCCGUGGGAACCAUUGGGCGUGACAAGUUUAUCAAUAUUGGUAAUAUGAAUCAAAAUGUUUUCAAUCUUUUUUAUGCCACCUCAAAUACUAUCGCAAUCAACGUGAACACCAGAAGAAACACCACAAAACCAUUUGUAUUGCUUGAUACGAAUGGAAAUAUUUUCAAUAUUGGUUAUGACAGCCUCGGUUCUCUCAUAAUACAUACUGCCAACGUGGACACAGCAGGACAAACCACACAAGUGUUUGCAUUGCUUGGCAAAAGACUUCAUCCUGAUGACAACGACUUUGCAAAGUUCAGGGAGUUGAUGAGAGGAAACAAUAUUCCUGAAGAAAAUCUUAUAGAUAUAAGCAAAACUGGAAAGUGUCCUAGAAAUGAGAGAGGCACCAACCCGUCCUGAACACUCCGCAUCACUGAGAACCAGGAACACGGUCUUCCCCAUGGAAUCAGGAUCAACAGCAUGAAGAUUAUGUUCCUUCUUUCUGCCUCACAUAAUUUUCUCUAUUCAUAAACACGUUCGCCUUUCCCAUCUCGUCUCUGUCCAUCACCGUUCAGGUCCUGUUUGGUGUUACAGGAUUUGUCUGUCCAUCACCAUUCAGGUCCUGUUUGGUGUUACAGGAUUUCUGAAUGAUUAAAUAAAUUGAUUACACAUGUA
Molecule: messenger RNA, 1192 nt
Organism: Felis catus (domestic cat)
Lineage: Eukaryota; Metazoa; Chordata; Mammalia; Carnivora; Felidae
Product: odorant-binding protein-like
Exons: 8
Coding region: 65-937 (290 amino acids)
Molecular function (GO): small molecule binding; odorant binding
Source: RefSeq, a predicted model, not a curated record